Messenger RNA from Mirounga angustirostris (Northern elephant seal), 1003 nucleotides. It is a transcript of the gene RGS18, whose product is annotated as regulator of G protein signaling 18. The record is from RefSeq and is a predicted model, not a curated record. NCBI's taxonomy places the organism in Eukaryota, Metazoa, Chordata, Mammalia, Carnivora, Phocidae. The coding region runs from base 153 to 860 and encodes 235 amino acids. The transcript is spliced from 5 exons.
AACACAGCUCUUGACUCCAUUUUUACUUUAUUUUUUUAAGCACUGCUGACAGAGUUAAGAUAACUUUUUAUUGUACCAUGUAUAACUAUGAAAUAGCAUUAACAGGUGAAGGAUGUAACAAAUUAGACAUCUCUUCAUUUUAGAGAGAGAAGAUGGAAACAUCAUUGGUUUUCUUUCCUCAAUUAAAUAUGUGCGAAUCAAAAGAAAAAACUUUUUUCAAGUUAAUACAUGGUUCAGGAAAAGAAGAAACAAGCAAAGAAGCCAAAAUCAGAGCUAAGGAAAAAAGAAAUAGGUUAAGUCUUCUCGUGCAGAAACCUGAGUUUCAUGAAGAAACCCACUCCAGUAAAUCUGGGCACUUGGCCAAAGAAACAAGAGUCUCCCCUGAAGAAGCAGUGAUAUGGGGUGAAUCAUUUGACAAACUGCUUUCCCGUAAAGAUGGACUGGAGACUUUUACCAGAUUCCUUAAAACAGAAUUCAGUGAGGAAAACAUUGAAUUUUGGAUAGCCUGUGAAGAUUUCAAGAAAAGUAAAGACCCUCAACAAAUUAUCCUUAAAGCAAAAGCAAUAUAUGAGAAAUUUAUACGGAAUGAUGCUCCACAAGAGGUUAACCUUGAUUUUCACACCAAAGAAGUCAUUACUAAGAGCAUCACCCAACCUACCCUACACAUUUUUGAUGCUGCACAAAGCAGGGUGUAUCAGCUUAUGGAACAAGACAGUUAUACACGUUUUCUGAAAUCUGACAUCUAUUUAGACUUGAGAGAAGGAAGACCUCAGAGACCAACAAAUCUUAGAAGACGAUCACGCUCAUUCACCUGUACGGAGUUCCAGGAUGUAAAGUCAGAUGUUGCCAUUUGGUUAUAAAGAAAAUUAAUUUUGUUCAUUUUGAUGGCAAGCUUGUAAUCUGCUUUUAAUAUACAGCAUGUUUACUUCUAACAAAUGCAUCAUAUCAAAGGAUUUUAAAAAUGUAAAUCAAAACUUACCUUAUAACAACACCUACUAUAUCU